Messenger RNA from Penicillium canescens, 327 nucleotides. RefSeq lists its product as uncharacterized. The transcript has a single exon. NCBI's taxonomy places the organism in Eukaryota, Fungi, Ascomycota, Eurotiomycetes, Eurotiales, Aspergillaceae. The coding region runs from base 1 to 327 and encodes 108 amino acids. The record is from RefSeq and is a predicted model, not a curated record.
AUGAAGGCUCCAGAACGUCCUGGUGGUGGUGCAUUGCACGGGUCGACCCCCCGACUUGGCUACGUGGCCUCCAACUCAGGAGAGACGCUGGUCCUGCCCUCCACCCCAACACCAGCUGGUGGGCAGCCAGGAAGCCUGGAGGAUCUUAUAGGACCCUUGCUGGAUCAGGGAACCCAGGAACGAAGGACGAGCCGGGAAAGUGAGGCCCGGAAUGGAAUCAGAAGAACCUCCCUGAGGGUGCUCAAGCGACCCAAACAUCAAGCGCUGAUUGCUGGCGCCCUAGCCCAGCAGGAGGCAGCCUAUGAGGAGAUCCUAGAUCAGCUUUAA